Penicillium salamii is the source of this 951-nucleotide messenger RNA. The record is from the annotation of a GenBank genome assembly. Lineage: Eukaryota; Fungi; Ascomycota; Eurotiomycetes; Eurotiales; Aspergillaceae.
AUGGUCAGUUUACAAUACUUCAAGUUACCAGAGCUCAAUAUUAACACCAGGUUAGUACUCUAUAGAAACAAAGGGGAUCUAAAAUCCACAUUUGUGAAAAGCACGCAAGAUGUAUUGCAAAGAGUGGCAGAAGUGGCAGAAGUGGCAUUCGAUCUCAAUAAAUACUUCCCAGUGCCUGAGCAUGAAGCGAUGAGUGGGAUUUCGAGGGUGUCAGGUUACUUGAACUUACUCUAUCACCAGUGUAUCAUGCUUGCAACCCGUGCAUUCCUAUUCAUGCUCAUCGAGAUCCGAGCCAAAUCAACAGAUCCAAAGAAGCCUCAACCCUUCCAAAUGGAAGUCCCCACGCCGAUCAAUCUGCUUCUGCAGAUUUGCAUCGAGUCAGCGACAAAGACUUCACAUAUCUUGGAAUCUCUUCAACAACAGAACCUUAUAGAAUGCUUCUUGCCUUUUGACUUGGAAAGCACCGUCUCAGCAAGCUUAGUCCUUACCGUGGCCUCAUUACUUAAUCCGCCAUUGAUUGCAAACCGCAGAUUGCAUCUCGAGGCACUAUCACGGGUUCUAGAUCAAAUGGUUGACCGGAAAAAUCUUGUGGCAGCAGACAAGAAAGAGAAGAUCGAUCAGCUGGGUGUGCUGUGUGCCAACUUGAAGAUGACUCCUCACUCACUCGUCAAGAGCUCAAUUUCCUCGCAAAUUCCGCCAAAUAAAAUGCUGGAAGAUGGCUUGAUCCCAGACACAGCGGGUGGGGAGUUGGACUUGCGUCCAUUACAACAAGCCGAACAAUUGGAAGAGUCGAGGGAAGCUUGGGAGGAAGGAAUAUAUGAGCCAUACAAGUGGAACAGUGAUAUUUCCCCGUCUCACCUAUUGGAAGCUGCGGAUUUGUUAGACGGCGGAAAUUUAAUGGAUUGGGUUGAUCUGCCCAACAGUAGUUUCUUUUUCGGCAAUGUUGAUUAG